Messenger RNA from Sabethes cyaneus, 6119 nucleotides. RefSeq lists its product as uncharacterized. NCBI's taxonomy places the organism in Eukaryota, Metazoa, Arthropoda, Insecta, Diptera, Culicidae. The coding region runs from base 1492 to 3804 and encodes 770 amino acids. The transcript is spliced from 5 exons. The record is from RefSeq and is a predicted model, not a curated record.
UGGUCUAGGAAAAUUCGCGAAACGUAGACGCAGGUCCGUGUGUGCGGUUGUGUGUAGAUUGUUCUCCUGACCUGCUGGUAUCAUCACCGUGUGAGACACGUCCUGGAAUUGAUUAAUAUCCUGUCGAAUUUAUUUCUCUGUUGCUCGUUAUCAAGGAUUUGAACGUUAAAUAUUAUCAAACUUCAGUUUUCCUGCAGGAUAAAGAAUGUAUUUUCGCGUUUUCGGUGGUCAGAGGAUCGAUUUUUAUUUCCGUCGGGUUUCAAUCUGAUGCGCUUUUCUCCGGUGGAUUGUUGGUGAUACUAGAAUUCGACGCAGUAGCUCGCGCUGUAUUUUCUCCGGGAUAUGAAAAUUAGAAUUUGAUUUUUCAACGCGCUGCAAAAGAUUUCGCCCGUUGCUAAGGGUCUGAAAAGUACUGAAAUGUUCCAAGUGUCCCUCGAACAUCUAUAGUUCAAAGGUGAAUUUUCAGCUGUAUCGAUUUAUUGUAUUUUUUUUUUUUUGCUUGGUGUUCUCGUAUGUUUGACAUCUGUGAGUUGGUUUCUGUGCGCGGUGUGGUUCAUAAUAUAUACACGAACGAAAGCUCACAGUGAAAUAGCAUCCGAUGAGAGUAUCCCCGCAAGUAGUAGCCUCCAGCAUCACCGCAGUACCGUUUUAGGUUGUAUGCAACUGUCAAUUUCAAUGUUUCACUCCCUUAGAUCACUACGUUUUGUGAAGUCACCAAAUAGCCUAGCCAGUGAUAACUGAGCUGCUCUCAAUCUCUCAGUGACGGUGAAGUGAGUAAGCUUUCCGAGCGGGAAAGCUACUUCGGUCGGGCGCUUUUGUGCAAGAGAAUAUGAGUGCAGUGAGAGUAGUAUUGUGUAACAACAAACACGCCUGUCUGCCUACUACGUCGUCGGGAUAAAUGGCGGAAGGAGGUGAUAUGCGCUUCUGAUGCGUGUAGUUCGUUCAGCAGGAUACCACCCUCCGCUGUCGCCUACUGCUGCCAUCCACUUAGAAAACAUUCGUCUGUAGUGGUGGUGGUUCAUCAAAAGCGGCCUCUCCAGCAAUCACAGACCAUUGAAUCACCACGUCAAAGCGAACCGGUCCAUUCAGGAAGGUUGGAAGGAGAUAGCAGUGGGAGUAGUGGGGUGGAGAACGGAAAAAAUGCAACUGCAAAUUCACAGACAGAGACCGAACAAGGUGGAGAAAAACUAAUGUGUUCGUUUUAAGAAAAGAACUGACGUGACAUUUCGGCGAGGCUCCAGGAGAAGGUGCGCCUUGACGUUCGAGAUUCAAUAAAAAAACGGACCGCGAAUAGAAUGUUGUAGAGCGAAAACUAGUCCUUUUUCGAACUGAAUUAUUAUACUUGGCUGUGUAGAUAAAAUGGAACAAUGAGAAAAAGACUUAAGUUUUCAUUAACGAAACAACGAUAAAAGAACCGAUCACGAAACGUAACUACGCAUAGAAAGCUCGUACCGCGGCAUCAAACUUGAUAGCAACACAACAACAACAACAAUGGCAGCAGUAGUUUACGGCAACAGCCCACGGCACAGCAGUCGCCAUCAUCAUUCGGGUUCCGGGCAGAGUCACCUGGUGACGCCCCAUUCACCCUACCAUCAGCAGCAGCAUCAUUCACUGCCAUCCCAUCAUUCGUCUUCGGCGGCUGCGGCCGCCGCAGCCGCAGCUCUGUCGCAGCAGAUCAUCACGCCGCCAACGUCGUAUCUAUCCACCUCGACCACUACCAUCUCGUCGUCGACGCAUCAGCAAACUAUCUACUAUCAGCAGCAACAGCAGCAGGCCGCCAUCCACUAUCACAACAUGCGCAACUCCAAACGGAAGUCCGCCGUCGAGCUGCUGGCCGAAAGUAAACCAUUCUACGUUAAGUCGGAAGUGGUGCUAGAUCGACAGCAGCAGCUCAGCAUGCGCAGUGGCGGAUCCGGUCCAGUUUCGGGAUCAUACAUGCUGUCACCCUCGCGCACUCUUCCGCAAUCCAGUUCUCAGCUGCAGCCGAUUUCGCACCACUCGCAAAGUCAGCAACAGCAACAGCAGCGACCAGCCAGUCGACGCAGUGCCUCUUCCGGAUCUGAUCUGCUGCAGACCAAAUUACGCAAGCUACUUAACACCGCCGACAGUAAAGAGACAAUAAUUCCUUCAGAGAUGAACCUCAAUUCUAAAUACGGUCAACAACCAUUGGAAACAAGCUACAUCAGUGGUGCUGGUCUCUCCGGGAAUGACUGCAUCAACAGCAUCGGCUACAUUCAACCGCCGAAGAACUAUCAACAGCAGUUGACCGUACACCCGGAACAACCGAGUGACAUGUCGGUUUUCUUCCCUAGUGCAUUUUUAUCGCCUCAAUCUCUGCCGCCGCAUCCCGUUGGCGACGAGGAUCUCUAUCUGUACGGUGUUCACGAUAGUCUGGUACUGACCGAUGAUUACCGUGCAAUAAGCCCACCAGCAGAAUAUGCCGAAAAUGCAGCUUCACCGGAGAAACACAAUAAUAGCCAUAAUCGCUACAAUUACCAACGCUCAUACUCACACUCCCAGGCGGUUGUCCAUCAAGAUGAAUCGGAUUACUCCCCGACACAGUCAUAUAACAUUAACAGCCACAAGUCGCUGCCGGAUCUACACUCCCAGAUUAGCCGCCAUUCACCGCAUUCCGAAGCGCUAAGCUGCUGUAGUCGUGGAAAUCGAUCGAAUCGAUCAGGAAGCUCCUUUAAUCGCGACUCCGGCGGUUCCUCGGGACAUUACACGCACCAUAGCGAACCAUGUUGUAAACAGCAACAGCAACAACAACUACAGCAGCAACAACCGAAGGACGCUAUUAUAAUGGGCGGCGCCGACUACCGGCGAGAUAGCGGAUCGUCUACACAACACAGUGGAAAUUCAUACUACGCAUACGGAAUUCCGCCGCUACGCUACGAUUGCAUUGAGUGUCGCGCUAAAAUUCGCGAAGAGGCAGAUUGUCUUCUGAACUUUACGACGCCAGAAGUUCCAGAAGCCUUCCAAGAUGAUUACAGCGAAAAACAAAAACAAAAGUAUUACGAAGAAGCACGUGAUCGAAGCGCAGCCGCUGCUCGUAAGUACUACAAGACCCACGGACCAAUGUCACCGUUAUCACCCGUAUCACCAUUGUCACCACAAGAACAACAGCUAGACCUAAGUCCCCCGUUGGGUACAUUCAAACGUCAGAAGUGUCUCCGAUUUAAGAACCGAGGUCGCCAAUCGGCUAUUAGUAAUCCCAAUUCGCGUUGCGGUGAUGGUCGUGGCAGUACCGGCGGUGAUGACGAUCGGCGGCCUAUUUUGCGUUCCAAAAGUGAUAUCAGCGAUCGUUACUGGAACCGUCUUUCAGAGCGAAGUGAUCGCGAACGUGAACGGGAACGUGAGCGCGAACAGCAAAAACUGCUGGAAAAGCAACGAUCACGUUCGGAUAGUCUGACUCAGCUGGAGCAUUUCUUCGACCGGCUUGGAUUGAAUGACGAAACCUACGAAAGGUACAUUGCGCCUUCCAAGGGAACCAAAUCUCCAAACAAUUAUCGUAGCAACUCUGGCAGUGAUAUCCACCGACUGUCAGCUGAAGACACCGGAGACUCGGACGAAUCGAGCGCCGUAUUCUUCUCGGAUGUUAGCACCAUCGAUUCUACACGACUGCCGGACAGUACUGAAAUAAGCAACGAACAGCAACAGGCUACCCCAGGUCAGUUGACAGGGCCGCUAAACACUUUGACCAAUCCAGCUUUGUAUCGGCCGAGCGAACCACCAUCAAUUAUCGAGCGCAAUGCGCGAAUCAUCAAGUGGUUGUGCAACUGCAAAAAGAUGCAACUAGCCUAAGGCUGGCUGAACGGAGCGACCCCGAUAGAGGUCGCUUUGUUUUCCUCAAGACUAGGUCGUUGUAGGACGUUCAAUCGUAGGAAAUAGAGAGAACGAAAGGCACCGUACCGCCGAGUGCCGAGCUGAGAAAUGCAACGAUGUAGACUAAACAUUAAAUAGAGGUUAAAAAACGUCAAAUUGACGGAAGGAUUAAUCGUAGCCCAUCCUAGACCAAGAGAAUUGACUAUUAGAGGAAGUUACAAGUGAUUAUGUAGGAAACAAAAUCAAAAACCUUUGACAAAGAAAUACAAUGUGUAGUUUGACGCCUGAAGUUCCACAUCGUUUCAGAACGAAAAUUGUCAACCAUACUGUAACAUUCUAGUGAUCAACAAAGUAAAACGCAGGCACAGAUGCAAAACCAAAGAAAGAAGCAACGUCUCAUUGUUUUAACUGGUUUUAAAACAAUAGAACGCAAUCUAAUACAGGAAUUACCGAAGGAGCGAAUCACAAAUCAAAACAGAAUAAUAAUAAUCAACAAACAAAAAUGUAUAUCACAAAACAGUCGACUCAACCGAACUAUUCUAGCAGUGUAGAAAGUUUAAAGCUAUGCCGAAAACAGCAUAUUACAUCAAAAAUUCUAACUUCCACCGUAGUGAUCCCCCGAAAUACGAAUAGAAGCUGUAGCUUUGAAAAAAUGUAGGUUUGCAAAAACAGAAUCGAUCGUCAUUCAUCAAAUUUCAAUUUUUUUUCUCUUGCGCCAGUAAAUGAAAAUGACAGAAGUUCCCACGAGGAAACUGAUUGAAUAUAUCGUUCACAGAAACUAGAUUGCAAAUUCAUCUAAUUGAAUAAUUAGUUCCGUGGCGUUUUUUGACAAUAUAAUAUAUGAAUUUUUUUAAAGUUUUUAUUGCUUUUAGUACAAGCCAAUAGAAUAUCGUAAACAAUAAACGUCACCCUAAUAUGCUGCUUUGUACUGAUUUUAUGCUGAGAGAUUCUAACACUAUUAACCAAAAAGUCUUGUCAAUUUGAUCAUAGCUCAUCUUAAAUAUCUACAUGAUUUAGAAAAAAAACACAAGUCAUCUUUUGUUUGACCAUUAAGCGGCUUUUACUGCCGACUUUAACUCGUGGCGAUCAACAGCAUAACAGCUGACAACCGGACGCACACAUCUAGCAGUACUCGUAGUACAUCCGAAAUAUGUGACUUUAAACUAUAUUCGUAACAUGUAGUUUCCGCAGAUUGAACACGGAAGGUAUCGGCCCUAUGCCUCGUUUCGAAGGAUUAUUUGUCUUAUGAGCUAACAAAAUAUGAAAUGAAUUGAUGAUAUAAUAAAACACUAUUGACAACACCUGAGUGGCUAGGUUAACUAGACUUUUAAUAUUACAGAAUAUUGUAUCGAUAAAGAGUAUCUAUAUAUGAAUCAAUUAAAAAUACUAUUUUCUAGUCUAAUAUAUGAUUAAUGAAUGAAAUACAUACUUAAUUGAUACAAGUAUAUUAUACUACUACAUGCGAAUGAAUCGAAUUAUUCAUACUUACUCUAGCGAAUAGAAAGAAAAAUCUAAAAAGCGUUGUUCGAAUCGAUAGUAAAUAACACUAAUGAGAAUUUCUAAAAAAAUAAUCACAACUUACGACAGAAUACAAAUAUCGCCAUUCAUCAGCAUAUGAACACUUACAGUUAUAAACACACUCCACACACUUUUUCGUUGCAGAACCUUGCAAAAUUUAUUCUACGCAAACCAACCGAGUAAAAUAAAUAAAAAAAUAAUAUUCCAACUAGCUACGUGAGAAAACGCAUCAAACAGACACUAUUAUACAAUGUAGCAGCAGCAAACUAUAGCGAUUCAAUAGAAACUGUAAUUUAAACCCCAAAAACUACUAAAAACUGUUCAACGUAGAGAACACGUACACAUAUGAACAUUAAACACAAAUCAGUUCCAAUAUAAAUUAAAUAAAAAACAAAUCAAAACGUCGAAUCAAACAAAGUCUAACAUAAUUCAAAAUUCAACCGCAAUAGAGCGCAACAGACAUACGUCAAAAUGUAGCAAAUAACAGAAUUGUUACAAAUAAUCAAAACAAUCUUACCACAGUUAUAGCCGUAUCGAAACAUUUACGCAACGUAUUUACAUAAAAAAAGUCAAGACAUUCAAUCUACACCGAAAUGAACGACAGGAAGAAAAAAAGUAAUAAACAUUGCAGACGGCGCCCCGGACCGAACGGAACUACAUAGGCUACCAUUGACAAACCGCAAAAAGCCCCAUAACAUAAAUUUAAAAGCAGUAGAGUGCAGUAGCUACUUUCCAGCAGUAUGAAAAUUGUAAGAAAUAGGCAAAAUAAAUAAAAG